Molecule: messenger RNA, 3138 nt
Organism: Pongo pygmaeus (Bornean orangutan)
Lineage: Eukaryota; Metazoa; Chordata; Mammalia; Primates; Hominidae
Gene: SLC22A14
Product: solute carrier family 22 member 14
Exons: 11
Coding region: 230-2224 (664 amino acids)
Biological process (GO): transmembrane transport
Cellular component (GO): membrane
Molecular function (GO): transmembrane transporter activity
Source: RefSeq, a predicted model, not a curated record
AGGUGGGCCCUGGCUUUGGCUUGUGGUCCUGCCUCCAGGGAGGCAGGGCCGGGAGGGUGUGGAGGGUGGAAAUUACGAUGACCCCUGGCAAUUGUGCAGCCGCGUUCUCAGCACAGGUGUGGACAGGAGCCUGCCUGGGCCUGUUUGGCUGUGGGGAAUCUGUGGAAGGAGUGGGCUGCCCUCCCAGAAAGCGUGAGUUCUCAGGUGUGGCGUCUGGCCAUCUCCUGCGAUGGCAGGAGAGGAGAACUUCAAGGAAGAGCUCAGAUCCCAGGAUGCUUCCAGGAACUUGAACCAGCAUGAGGCAGCAGGACAUCCACAUUCCUGGUCUCUGGAGAUGCUGUUACGCAGAUUGAGGGCUGUCCACACCAAACAGAAUGACAAGUUUGCCAACCUCCUGGAUGCGGUGGGGGAGUUUGGCACAUUCCAGCAGAGGCUAGUAGCCCUCACCUUUAUCCCCAGCAUCAUGUCGGCCUUCUUCAUGUUUGCUGACCACUUCGUGUUCACAGCCCAGAAGCCCUAUUGCAAUACCAGCUGGAUCCUGGCAGUGGGCCCCCACCUGUCCGAAGCUGAGCAGCUGAAUCUGACCAUACCCCAAGCACCCAAUGGCAGUUUCCUGACAUGCCUCAUGUACCUUCCUGUGCCUUGGAAUCUGGAUUCUAUCAUCCAGUUUGGCCUCAAUGACACAGACACAUGCCAAGAUGGGUGGAUCUAUCCUGAUGCUAAGAAGCGAUCACUGACCAAUGAGUUUGACUUGGUAUGUGGCAUGGAGACGAAGAAGGACACUGCACAGAUCAUGUUCAUGGCAGGGCUCCUGAUAGGCUCUCUCAUCUUCGGGCUCAUAACUGACAAGAUGGGCCGCUACCCUGCCAUCCUGCUGUCACUGCUGGGGCUGAUCAUCUUCGGCUUUGGGACAGCCUUCGUGAACAGCUUUCACCUGUAUUUGUUCUUUCGCUUUGGCAUCUCGCAGUCAGUGGUGGGCUACGCCAUCAGCAGCAUUUCUUUGGUGCAGAGACAAGCAGAAGAAGCUUGGCCUGAUCUCAACUGUCCAGAGCAGGUGGGGAUACCCAGCAAGGCUGGAUGCAACGGCAGCUCUGGGGACCCUGAUGUGACCAUGGUUUGUCCUCUUGGCCUCUGCACAGCCACUGAGUGGUUAGUGGGCGAGCACCGGGCCCACGCCAUUAUCCUGGAACACUGCUUUUUCGCUGUUGGGGCCAUGUUGCUGACGGGGAUCGCCUACAGUCUUCCGCACUGGCGGCUGCUGUUUCUGGUGGGUGGGAUACUUGCGAUCCCCCUCAUCUCCUAUAUCUGGAUUCUCCCGGAGUCCCCGCGGUGGCUGAUGAUGAAAGGGAAGGUGAAGGAGGCCAAGCAGGUGCUGUGCUAUGCCGCAAGUGUGAACAAGAAGACCAUUCCUUCAAAUCUGCUGGACGAGCUGCAGCUGCCCAGAAAGAAGGUGACUCGGGCCUCUGUCCUGGACUUCUGUAAGAAUAGGCAGCUCUGCAAGGUGACCUUGGUGAUGAGCUGUGUGUGGUUUACCGUCAGUUACACCUAUUUUACGUUGAGCCUGAGAAUGAGAGAGCUGGGCGUGAGCGUCCACUUCAGACACGUGGUCCCCAGCAUCAUGGAGGUGCCUGCCCGGCUGUGCUGCAUCUUUCUCCUCCAGCAGAUUGGGAGGAAGUGGAGCCUGGCUGUGACUCUCCUCCAAGCCAUCAUCUGGUGCUUGCUUCUCCUUUUCCUCCCUGAAGAGCUGAAAUCCAUGACGAUCUUGGUGCUCACACUCGGAAAGUUCAGCCUGGCCGCCACUGUCACUGUGUUCUUCCUCUACACCGCUGAGCUCCUCCCCACCGUGCUCAGGGCGACAGGUGUGGGGCUGGUGUCUCUGGCCUCGGCGGCUGGAGCCAUCUUGUCCCUGACAAUCAUCAGCCAGACCCCUUCCCUCCUGCCCAUCUUUCUCUGCUGCGUCUUAGCCAUCGUGGCCUUUUCCCUCUCCCUCCUGCUGCCGGAAACGCGAGAUCAGCCCCUCUCCGAGAGCCUGGGCCACUCCUCACAGAUGAGGAAUAAGGUCAAGGACAUGAAGACUGAGGAAACAUCAUCUGAUGAUAUGUCCGAGGAAGCGGCCAAGAAUGUCAUUCUCAAUGCCCAGAUCCUGAGAUUGGACCCAUACCCUGUCUCCAACCCUGCCUUGAAGCAAUUCAAUAAAGAGGAAGCAAACAGCCAGGCUCCCUGAGGGCCAGACCCCCAGACCAUCUUGGGUUGGAAUUGAGUGGCCAAGUGUGGGGUCAUGGAUUCCAGGCCACAAAUUCCAGGCCUAGUUCAGUCUGGGGGGCAGGGUCAGUCCUGCUCCUGGGCCAGCCCUUGACAUUAAAAAAAAUGGCCCGCCUUCUGCAGGAGGUCUGCUGUGAUUCAUUCCAAUCAAGGUACAAUGUUGCUCUUGAGAUGGCUGGGCAAAGUUGCCCAUGUGUGGAGAAUGCAGAGGCCCUGGCCUGGAGGAAGAUGGGUUAGACAGACUCCUUAGUGUCUUUGUCUAAUCGUUCAGGGACAGUGAGGAGCUCUCUGGAUGGGGGCAGGGGAGUGGGCAGGACAAUGUCUAUGAGGGCCAGAAGUGAAGUGAGGGCGAGACUGUGCCUGCACACCAACCAUACCCGCUAGCCCACGCAUCCACUAGCACGGCGAGUUUCCACCUGAAGCACAGGCUGAGGACAGAUUUCAAAGCUCCAUUUUAUGCACUAGUCAGGGCAGGGAUGGAAUGUAAAGGAACAUUGAGAACUUCUCUCAUUUGUCCCAUUGCAUAGGGCUUUCUCACCAUCUUUCUGCUGAUGCUGCAAAUAAACAUGGCCUUGGGAAUUACCCAAAUCGGUCCACAUCCCUGGGGAUGCUUUCCUGAUGGCUCCACCCUAGCUGACCUCUGGCCUCCACCACUCUGAGGAUAAGCCCCCAUACCCCAGCUCACACCCUAACUGCCCUGCAGGUAAUUCUGCCCUUCUCAGCUGGCAUGGGGGUUCUGCCAGGCAGGGCCCAGGACUCCUCAACCAGACUGUGAAGUCCUUGGGUCAGGCCUUCAGCACUACCUCCUCUCUCUCUGUCUUACCUCCUCCACGCUUGCCUAGUUUAUUGGAAGAUCAUGGGCUUGCCGAGAAUAGC